GAACCACCAGGCCUGUUUGAGACAACAACCGUAGUUAUUCUUCAUAAGUAUAAUAACAGUAACAUUGUGUUAUCUUAACGCGUUACAGGGUUAAUAUAGGUGUCUCAGUCAUGGCUCUGGAGACACAGGGCGUCCCUCAGCUUGAACUAGAGGCUGUUAUUGGGUUUAACGGGCACGUGAUUUCUGGUCUGAGAGUCCAUCCGGACAGGGAGCACCUGAUCUACCCUCUGGGAUGCUCUGUCAUCCUGAAGAGAAUCAAAGAUGGCAAGCAGGAGUUCCUGCACGGACACACGAACAAUGUUUCCUGUAUUUCAGUGUCUAAAAGUGGCUCAUAUAUUGCCUCUGGACAGGUCACCUUCAUGGGCUUUAAGGCUGAUAUUAUCAUCUGGGACUAUGCACAGCGAACUAUCCAUGCCCAGCUGCUGCUCCACAAGGCAAAGGUAGAAGCACUCGCCUUCUCUCCCAACGAAAAGUACCUGGUGUCCCUUGGAGGUCAGGACGAUGGCAGCAUAGUGUUGUGGAAUAUUGAGACCAAGCAGGCCAUCUGUGGCAGCCUGGCUUCAGCGCAGAGCGCCGGUAACUGCCUCACGGUGCAGUACUCAAGCACGAACGACAAUGUCUUUGUUUCUGCCGGGAGCGGAACAUUGCGAAUCUGGGAGCUGGACCUCCCCAACAGGAAGAUCAGGCCCAAAGAGUGUCAGCUAGGCAAGCUGAAGAGGAUUGUGAAAUGUAUAGAGAUCUCAGAGGACGAUCAGUUGAUUUACUGUGGCACCACCAGUGGAGACAUUAUGAAAAUCAACCUGAAGACGGGGCUUCUGAGCGACUGUGGUCCAGCUAAAGAAAAAUACAGCAUGGGUGUCAAUGUCAUAAGGAUUCUGAAGUGUGGGGAUCUGCUCGUUGGAUCUGGAUCUGGCACUUUCACUCUGUGUUCCGGGACUAAAUUCAAAACUCUUAAGAAAGUCCAGCUGGAAAAGGGUGUGACCUCCAUCGCUAUCAGAGGAGAGGGCCAGCAGUUCUUUGUUGGGACGGAGGCGGCUCAGAUGUACCGCUUCGGUUAUGACGACUUCAAAGGGGAACUCAUUUCCACCAGCCACAACAGCGCUGUCAAGGACGUAGCCAUAUGUUUUGGAACAUCUGAAUUGUUUGCCACCUGCUCUGAGGAGGACAUCAGGUUGUGGCACAUAGACAAGCCCAAAGAGCUGCUGCGCAUCACCGUACCCAACAUGACCUGCAACUCCCUGGACUUCAUGGUUGACGGUCACAGCAUCAUCAGUGCAUGGAACGAUGGUAAGAUCCGAGUGUUUGCGCCGGAAAGUGGCCGGCUCAUGCUCAUCAUUCACAACGCGCACAGGAUGGGCGUGACAGCCAUCGCUGGUACCAGGGACUGCAAGAGGAUCGUCAGCGGAGGGGGGGAGGGACAGGUCCGCGUUUGGGAGCUGCAGCCGCACGGCCAUCGGCUGCUGGAGACCAUGAAAGAGCACAAAGCCACCAUCAAUUGUAUCAAGAUCAAGAGCGACAGCAAAGAGUGUGUCACUGCCAGCGCUGAUGGUGCCUGCAUCAUCUGGGACAUAGUGCGCUUUGCGAGUCUUCAAAUGGUGAUUGCCAACACGCUGUUCCGGACGGUGUGCUACCACCCUGAGGAAUACCAGAUCAUCACCGGUGGGACUGACAGAAAGGUCUCCUACUGGGACGUGUUCGACGGAGGCGCCAUCAGAGAACUGGAAGGCUCGCAGUCCGGGGCCAUCAACGGCAUGCACAUCUCAGCGGACGGCAAGCACUUUGUGACAGGCGGAGAUGACAAGCUGGUGAAGGUGUGGGACUACAUGGAAGGUGCGGUAACCCACGUAGGAAUAGCUCACAGUGGCAGCAUCACCAGCAUCAAGGUCUGCUCCAAUAACCGCACCUUACUCAGCACCAGCGCGGACGGAGCCAUUCUCCGGUGGAGGUUCCCUCACCCUUUGACUGCUUAAUGUGUGGACACAACAUGUAGACUCUCUGCGUCUUCUAAUCCAGUAACACCACACUCAUACUCUAAUGUUUCCGAACUUCUUUCUCCCUUAAUCUUGCAUCUGAGCCACUGUUAUGAGAGCUCAAUAAUCAUACAUUAACAGAUUAGGUCAACACUCAGACCAAAAGGAAAUAAAUAAAUGCAAUUUCAU
Molecule: messenger RNA, 2159 nt
Organism: Anoplopoma fimbria (sablefish)
Lineage: Eukaryota; Metazoa; Chordata; Actinopteri; Perciformes; Anoplopomatidae
Gene: cfap52
Product: cilia and flagella associated protein 52
Exons: 14
Coding region: 111-1970 (619 amino acids)
Biological process (GO): cilium assembly
Molecular function (GO): protein binding
Source: RefSeq, a predicted model, not a curated record